Molecule: messenger RNA, 1689 nt
Organism: Schizophyllum commune H4-8
Lineage: Eukaryota; Fungi; Basidiomycota; Agaricomycetes; Agaricales; Schizophyllaceae
Exons: 2
Coding region: 1-1689 (562 amino acids)
Molecular function (GO): RNA binding
Source: RefSeq, a predicted model, not a curated record
AUGUCAGAAACGACGGUGAAGCGGAUCCAUAUAUCUGGAAUAACACCAAACAUCAGCCAUGACGACCUCAAGCAGCGAUUGUCGACUUUCGCGAAGGUCAACGCAUUGGACGGCUUGGGCGCAACAGACAGCCUCGGCGCGCCACGACGAUUCGCAUACGCGACUCUUGAGGGCCCACCGGCGCAGAUAACUCGUUGUGUGGCAGCCCUGAGCGGUGCUACAUGGAAGGGGGCCCGCCUACGUGUCGGCGAUGCGAAGCCUGAUUUUCGUGAACGAAUCAAGCGAGAAAACGAAGCCGCUGAAGCUGAGGGGGAACGUCCCAAAAAGCGGAGGAGACGCACGGCAGCGACUCAUGCUCCAGACAUGGACCCCGUCACCCCCGAUCGUGCAGAGGGGAAGGCUGGCUGGACGGUGACACCGCUCGGGCGGACGUACUUCUCCGCUCGCAUGCGGCCGGAGCGACCGCUGCCACCGCCUCCUGGGGAGGCUCAGCAGGAGGGGAAGAAGAAGAAGCGGGCGCGCGCACCGCCGGUACGUGCGCGCCGGCGGAGGAUCGACAUGGGGAAGUGGGGGAGCGCGCAGUUGAAGGGCGUGUUUGUGGACACGAGUGCGCUGCCUAGCCCGGAUGUGAUCCUAGGGAGGGGGAAGGCUGCGACGCGGGCAUCGCCGGAUAUGCAUUCCGACGCUACUGGCACGGAAAGCGACGAGGAGGAGGAGGAGGAGGAGGAGGAGGAGGAAGAACACUUAGACGAUCAGGAUGCGCCAGGCGACAAGGACAACGAACAUGAAGGUGCUGCCGAUCGCAUGUCGGUCGAUCCAGUCCCCUCAAACCCACCACUACCACUGCCCACUCCCGCUGAGAGUAUUUCACCACCCUCCGACAUUGCGCGUGAGCAGGCCAAGAACGUCGACUUCUUGCGCUCCCUGUUCGGCGACACCGACGAAUGGGGCGGCCGGGAGGAAGUCGACGACGUUGCGCUGCGCGAAGCAGAGGCUCGCGAGCGCCUUCGCCCCGCAAAGGCGGCUGCUGAAGAUAACGAGUUCGAAAUCGCGCCCGUCUCCUCAGCGACAAAAUCACAAAAUACCCCUGCAGUCGAGGAGACCGUCGCACAAACGCGCUCCAGCUCGCCCACGAUCUCCGAGGCGGAGUCCGCCUCUUCCGCGGCGUCCUCGGAGGAGUUUUCGUCCUCUGCCCCGGAGACUGUCGCCGCGCCGCAGGCAGCUGGACCGGCCAGGCUCAAGGACCUUUUUGCGCCUCGCGACGAGGAGCCUGGCUUCUCCCUCCUUAGCGCGCUCGACAUCGACCUCGAGCUGGACGAGGAUGCACCGUUCCCCAUAGAACCGACCGAGCCUUCACCAAGCCACGCAUCCGGCAUCCCCUUCCAUCAGACGUAUACCGCGCCAGCGGCUACGACCACUGCCACUGCAGCAGGUCCUCUCGUUUUGGACACCUCGAAGCCGUUCUUCUUCCCUCGAUCUGGGAGAGGACAAGACGUGCGCGAUGUGGCCCGGGCGAACAAGUGGGACUGGAAGGGCGCAGCGUUCCAUCAACCGAUCGAGGGGAAUGUGGAGGAGAUCGCGAGGGCUAGGUGGGAGGCCAGCAAGCUCGAGCUGACCCGCGAUUGGAAGCGGAGAUGGAGGGAGGCGGCGAGGCUGAGAAGGCGAAGGGGUGGUGGGGCGGAGGAGUGA